Messenger RNA from Limulus polyphemus (Atlantic horseshoe crab), 3821 nucleotides. Its product is annotated as WD repeat-containing protein 20-like. Gene Ontology annotation, molecular function: protein binding. The record is from RefSeq and is a predicted model, not a curated record. NCBI's taxonomy places the organism in Eukaryota, Metazoa, Arthropoda, Merostomata, Xiphosura, Limulidae.
AAUUUUCCUACUCAUCAGAAAAAGUUUAAAUAAUUUAAUCAUCAGAAAGAGUUUAUAUAUAUAUUACUUAUACGUUUUAUACUAUUCGUUUUAAUUUAAGUGUUGGACAGUCUUUACAUCCCCAGCGUACAAAUACGCUAAGCUAAGCUGGAGGUUUAGGCUUAGUAAAUGGGAAAGAAUCCGAAAGAUAAUGUUCAGUUAAAAUGUUUGUGUUGUUAAUGUUAGUACGUAAAGUUGUAACUUGUAGACCUACUUUACUUUAAACUUUUAGUCAGUUUUGUAGCACAAAGAGUGUACAAGUUACUUUUUUAUGAUGAUAUUAAAUAACUAAUUCAUCAUAUUCCUUUUCUUGAGUUGAAAAUCAAUGCUCUUUUGCAGUAUAAUGAGUUAAGUUAAAUGUUUCAUAGGCGAAGUUGGCUGCUGGACAGUCAAACUCAAACUGGACUGGAACUUGGAAACAGAUAUUAUGAAUAUCCGGGAUACUGGGUCGUUUCCUUAAGAGUCGGGUUGGAAAAUGGCGGUGCAGUGUGACGGGGGUGGAAAAGAUGAACUAAAAACACAUUUUAUGAUACGUGAAGGAGUGUACAAACUGAUGACCCAUUCCGAAUAUUCAAGGCCUAAUCGUGUUGGCUAUAACACGCAGACAAACACACCCGUGAAAGUAUCAUUUGUAACUUUACCUGAUCAACCUACAGGGUGUAGUGACCAUAUUUGCUUCAAUGUUGGAAGGGAAUUAUAUGUUUAUGUGUAUAAAGGUGUUAAAAAGGCAGCAGACCUUACAAAACCUGUGGACAAACGUGUGUAUAAGGGCACCUACCCCACCUGCCAUGACUUCAACCUGCACACACUAACUGGUGAAAACGUGUCACUCUUAGUUGGUUUUUCUGCUGGUCAGAUCCAACUUAUUGAUCCUAUCAAGAAAGAACUUAGUAAACUUUACAAUGAAGAGAGGUUAAUUGACAAAACAAAGGUAACUUGCUUAAAAUGGGUACCAGGUUCUCCAAACAUUUUUUUAGUUUCACAUAGCAGUGGACAGAUGUAUGUUUAUAAAGAUGAUUUACCAUGCGGUACGACACCGCCGCAUUAUCAGAUCUUUAAACAGGGAGAAAAUUUUGCUGUGUAUACAUGUAAAACAAAGAGUACAAGAAACCCAUUGUACAGGUGGGUUAUUGGAGAAGGCUCAUUAAAUCAGUUUUCGUUUUCACCUUGUUCCAAAUACUUAGCAACUGUGAGCCAAGAUGGAUUUCUUCGUGUGUUUAACUAUGACACAAUGGACCUUGUUGGAUUGGUACGCAGCUACUUUGGAGGGUUGUUAUGCGUGUGUUGGAGUCCAGAUAGCAAGUAUAUUGUUGUGGGAGGAGAAGACGAUCUAGUAACUGUUUGGUCUUUUCUUGAAAAACGAGUAGUUGCACGGGGUUAUGGACACAAAUCAUGGGUGAAUGUUGUGGCAUUUGAUGCACACAACAUUUCCUAUGCAAAUGGUGUUGAUUUUGGUGGAAGUGAAGAAGACCUGUCACCAUUAAUAGCAUCAACUGGUCUAAAUGAUUCUUCAAAACUGAGCAUCCCAAACAAUUCCAAGUCAAGUGCUUCAGGGUCAAGUGCAUAUCAGACUUCAAUAGCUACUUCUAAUAGAAGUUCUUUAGAUAUGCAGUCUUUAAAUAUUACUUCUUACAGGUUUGGCUCUGUUGGACAAGACACUCAGUUCUGCCUCUGGGAUUUAACUGAAGAUGUUUUAAAACAGCCAAUGGGGCGAACACGAACUAGUGUUGUGCUGACUAAUCCCUCCAUACAGCUCUCGCCUCUAUCAAAGUUCAACAAUGUAGAUCAUGCUCAGGCAAACUGUAUAGCUAAGGAUACUUCUAUGGUAGAUGGCAACUUAGUGUUACCUUUGAAUGUUGUAAGUAAAAGUGGUACAUUAGAAAAAGAAAAAAUGGACAAAGAUCACAAAAGGAACUUCAGUCUUUCCUCACGUAGCAAUGAAAAAAAUAGUCUAAAUAAAUCAAGUUACAGUAAGGUUCUGGAUGACCCUGUCAGAUUGAUUGGAACAACCAUAUGCCCACGCCUUGAUGAAGUGCCAAUGUUAGAACCACUUGUGUGUAAAAGAAUUGCUCAUGAACGGCUGACAGACUUAGUAUUUAGAGAAGACUGUGCAGUAACAGCAUGUCAGGAAGGUUAUGUAUGCACAUGGGCAAGGCCUGGAAAAACGACAAAGGACAAUGAUAUAAACUUCAACUGCAAGAAAUUUGGCUCUCCUGAAAACAACAAACAUAAGGUUUUGAUAUGAAAGACAUCAGUAAUGAAGCUAAAGCUCAAAGCUUAACUCAGCAACUUGUAUCCACCCAUAGUCUAGUAAACCUUUGGCAGGAACUGUUGUAACAUAUACUACAACAACAGAGGAACCAGAGAUGUUUUAGUUAUUAGAAACUGGGGAAAAGCUCAUGACGUAAAAGUAUCAUGAUAUUGAAGAUAAUGAGAAAACAAACAAGUUUAUGAUUGGUUAUGUCUACUGGCCUGCCAACUAGUCUCAAGAAAUUAUAUAUUGGCUAGUACUCCAACCAAAAGUGCUCAUUAUCAUCACAUAGCUCCUCCUCGGAGAUCAACUUAUUUGUGUAUAAGAAUUUAGAGUUCUAUAUCUCCUUUGGUGUUUUCAUCCAUUGAAACAUUUUGUCUUAUAGUCAGUAGGGUUAUUUAAUGAAAAUGAAGGAAUACUCUGUGACGUAGAACAUCAUUAUUCAAUUUUUAUACAUCUGUGACCUACAGCAGCGAUACUUUAUGGCAGAGUUGAUCCAUCUAAAGUUUUGGUAGAUGGGUAAUUCACUUGGGCACAGAAUAUCAUUGUAUUUCUUUGAUUCGUCUACAGUAUAUAAAAUUGAUAAUCUGUGACCCAGGACCAACUGUUCAUCAUUGUGUUUUUCUACAGUGCAUGUGAGUGACACUUUAAGUCGCAGAACACUAUAAUUCAAAUUUGAAAUAGAAUCCCCCCCUAUUUUUAAGUUAAACUAUUCUGCUGAUAUGAAUGUUGGAAAGAUUGUGGUAAAUCAUUGAUCAUGGUCUGAAUAAAAAUAUAUUAUAAGUUUUAUUUAUUCUGAAAUUUGAUAGAUGUCAGUUUAAUUUAAGUUCAUUUAAUUAUGGCUAGUUAUUAAAUAAAAUGAAGAAAUAAGUGAUUGUAUUCCUUGCAAAAGGAAUUUUAUGUGCAGUAAGAGUUUAAAAAUAAUGUGUCAUAUCUUAGUUUAACUUUUCUAAAUGUGAAAUAUUUUUGUUAAGAAAAAAAUACAAGUUGCUGCUAUUUGUUUUAAAGUGUGGUCAGUUUGAAAAUAUUUUUUUUAAAGUUGGUGAUCUAAAAAUGGAAUGACAGAGAACAAUCAAUUAUUAUUAAAUUACAUUUGUUGUAUUUGCAAAGGUUGUAAAAUGUAAAUGAUUAAUUUCUUAAAUUUUCUUACUUUCUAUGAUAUGAGAGUCUGAAAAUGUUAUAACAGAUUUAAAUAUAAUUGUUUUUUUUGUUGUGUUCUAAGAAAUUAGAAACUUUGAAUAAAAUAUUCAGAUAAAUUAUGAGAAAAACAUUACGGAGGUAAAUUUGACAUAUGUCUAAUUACUGUGUGAGAAACAAAUAUUUAAAAUGGUUUAAAAAGACAUGUUAUCUGUACUUAAAUGUUUAAACAAUACCAAAUGUAAGGUUAUGCAAAAAAAAAAAAGAAUUUUACAUUCUAAUAAGCAUUUUUUAUGGCAAUCAUGAUACAGAUUUGAUAUAUUUCUUCUGUAGUUGUGGUAUAUUGUUUCAUAUGGGUAUUGUACAGUUGUCUCUCAGUCUUUCCCAGGAUUUA